Ceratotherium simum simum (southern white rhinoceros) is the source of this 1117-nucleotide messenger RNA. Lineage: Eukaryota; Metazoa; Chordata; Mammalia; Perissodactyla; Rhinocerotidae. The record is from RefSeq and is a predicted model, not a curated record.
AUGGUUGGAGCAGCUCUGUCUGAUCUGGAGUUCGUGGCUCAAUCUAUUAUCUUUAUUUUUGCUGGCUACAAGACCACUAGCAGUUCUCUUUCCUUCCUUAUAUAUAUUUUGGCCAUUCACUGUGAUGUCCAGCAGAAGCUGCAGGAGGAUAUUGAUGCGACUUUCCCCAAUAAGGCACCUCCCACCUAUGAUACCCUGGUACAGAUGGAGUAUCUUGAUAUGGUGUUGAAGGAAUCUCUCAGACUAUUCCCAAUUGCUGGUAGAAUUGAGAGGGUCUAUAAGAAAAAUAUGGAAAUCAGUAGGGUGUUCAUUCCCAAAGGAACAGUGGUGAUGGUUCCAACUUUUGCUCUUCCCCAAGCCUCAGAGUUCUGGCCAGAGCCUGAGGAGUUCCAUCCUAAAAGGUUCAGUAAGGAGAACAAGGACAGCAUAAAUCCUUAUCUAUACCUGCUCUUUGGAACUGGACCCCGAAACUGCAUUGGCAUGAGGUUUGCUAUCAUGAACAUGAAACUUGCUGUCAUCAGAAUGCUGCAGAACUUCUCCUUCAAACCUUGUAAAGAAACACAGAUCCCCCUGAAAUUAGGCCCUCAAGGACUUAUUCAACCACAGAAACCCAUUGUUCUAAAGGUUGAAUCCAGAGAUGGGACCGUGAGUGGAGCCUGACUCUCCCUAAGGACUUCCAUUUUGUUGUUCGAGGAAGCUGUAUCCCAGCACACCAGAGACCUCAGUUUACUUUGUGAAUAAAACCCAGAAUGAAGAUGGGCUUAACUGACUGCACUUGAUGGAUUCCUAUGGAUUGUUACAUUCCUUGAGCUUUCUCAGUGUCUACAUAGAGAAUCAUAUGUUGUGUGAUAUAAGGGAGGGGACUAAGUAAGUGCAAGAUAUGUGAACUCAGCUUAUCUUGUUCUCACAGGACGAUCUCCAUCCACCCCAGUUAGUACCAUCUACUCUUCCUGAGCACUAAUCAAGAAUAAAAGUUUCUCGAUGAUUUUAUCAGCAAAUUUUAAUGAAAACAAGAAUUAUUGUGUUGAGUAUGGUAGAGACAUUUAUAUCACAUGUUCAUUUUGAAUAUUCUAUGAAAUAUUAUAUUGAGCAGGUCAAUAAACAUCUGUUUACAAAA